Molecule: messenger RNA, 2624 nt
Organism: Tribolium castaneum (red flour beetle)
Lineage: Eukaryota; Metazoa; Arthropoda; Insecta; Coleoptera; Tenebrionidae
Exons: 9
Coding region: 275-2059 (594 amino acids)
Biological process (GO): UDP biosynthetic process; CDP biosynthetic process
Cellular component (GO): cytoplasm; nucleus
Molecular function (GO): UMP kinase activity; ATP binding
Source: RefSeq, a predicted model, not a curated record
AUAGAAAUCAACUAGUCCUACGUUAGAAUCGGCGCGAAGAACUUUCGUUGACGGUUCAUUCAACAUUUUGCUGAAAACUGAUUUAGCGGUGAUGGCAAAGUGAACUGAAACCAUGUAGUGACAAAAAUGAAUUUAUUCCCUCGUAAAGACUCAAAAGAGUGGAUUAAAAACGAUCUCGCGAGCUCCAUGAAUAAAUCGCAAACGUUUACGCGGCAUCCGCGUCAUUCUGGCGACUUACUAAAAACAUACCAAACUAUUUUUUCGAGGAUAUAAUAUGGGAAUCUGCUUGGAUACAGAGCAAAGUGAUGGUUCUCAAGCUUUCGAAGAAGGGCAGGACACUUGGGUGCAGAACACGCCACGAAGAGCCGAACCGGGCUCCACAACACCACCAACCGGAAAACUACCAAUGCAAAACGACACAGACGUGCAGUUUGAAUCGCCAAAAGUGCCGGUUAUAUUUGUUCUCGGGGGCCCUGGCAGCGGCAAGGUGACUCACUGUGACAGCCUUAUGCAAGAAAAGAAAGGCAUAACACACAUCAACAUGACUGACCUCCUCCAACAAUACGCCAUCGGCAACGAUGGACAAACGAGCUUAAUCAAUAUCGGUAGCGUUCCGACAGAUAUGCAAGAUUUCGGGCUGUUGUCGAGUAAGACCGUCACCGAAGUGCUCAUGCUUGAGAUGAAGAUGGCGCCAACGGCCAAGACGUAUCUCGUCUCGGGGUUUCCCAGGAACAUGAGGGACGUCGUCGAGUAUUCGGAAAAGAUCCAGAUGUUAAGCGGUGCGAUUAUGAUCUCUUGGCGGCAAAAAGUUCUGGAACGACAAAUCGAUUACGGUGCCAAAUUAGGUCAAGUGGUUUUAUCAUUGGCCAGAAUGGAACUCAACAAUUUUUACAAGAAUGUGAUGCCAGUAGCCGACUAUUUCGACCAAAGCAAUAUGCUAAUAUCGAUAAACGGCGAACGCCAUCCUUCUAACGUCUACAAGGACUUUCGAGCAGCAGUAUUCAAAAUUCUCGGAAUGCAAGACAACCCUCCAGUAUUCACAAACGGCAAAGUGGCCACCGUCCCAUCGGACGUCACCACCGAACUUCCAACAAUGCAAGCGUUACCUCCGGCCCAUGUGCAAAACCACGAGCCCGAAAGGCCCAAAACCCAGGUGAUAUCAGUGACCACCAACAACCAGCAUAAUUACCAGUCGCCUGUUAAGGCCGGCUGGCCCCCCGUUUUGUGGGUAAUUGGAGGCCCGGGGAGCAACAAGGCGGCUCUGUGCUCGCAAGCGGCCAAAGACACCAGGUGGACUCACAUCAGUCUGGGGAAGCUGCUCAGAGCCGCAGCUGAACCCCCGGAUCCGAGACACAACAGCGAAACGGCCAAAAUUAGAGAGAGCAUAAGUGCAGGAGAGCUGGUGCCUUUGAACGUCGUGAUGAAGUUCGUGGAGUCGCAUAUGGCGGCCAAUAUGGCGGCGCCGGGAAUCAUCCUUGACGGGUUCCCGAGGGACAUGACCCAGGCCACCGAGUUUGAAGCUAAGUUCAAGCAGAAGCCGUCGAUAGUCCUCCUGGACUGCUCGAAGCUCCAGCUCGGGCGAGGGCGCCUGGACGACAGCGUGACAGCUUUCAGGCGUCGUUUGGAGAUUUUCAGGCAGUCGUCAUUGCCGAUGCUGAAAACCAUGGACAAUAUCGGGCGACUGACGAUCGUGGACGGGGACACGGACACGGCCCCCGUCCAGGACGACUUCAAGGGUGUGGUGAAAGAGCACAUCGAGUACAUCAAGCGCCAGCAGCAGGAGCCGGCGGCCGCCAACGGCUUCGCCAACGGGCACGUGCCCAACGGAGAGGCCACUCUCCAGGACCUGGAGGCCGAACCCAUCGAGACCAUCAGCAAGCACGUGGGCAACGGCGUCGCCCACUCGCUGGCCAACGGGGUGCGCACCAUGGCCAAUGGGUACACCAAUGGGCACAUACCCAACGGGUACGCCCGCGAUUUGCCGCAGUACACCAGCUUCGAUGGGCCUGAUAAUAGACAGAUGUACAACGAAGUUAACUACAUGGAUGGACACAUUUAGUGAUCUGAUUUGUGAUAAUACGAGGACAUGUUACCUACAAGUAUUAUGUGGGUAGUUUUUAGUUGUAGUUUAGGUGUGCUCAAGUGUGCCUUAUGACGGGAAGGUUCAACGAUUGAUGGAAGGUUUUAUGAUGGGAUCCAACAGUAUUCUCUAGAUUUUUAAGCAGCAAUUUUGUAUAGUAAUUAAACACAAAUUAUUUAAUAAUGUUUUUACUGAAAAGACCGCUGGUCGGUUCUAUUAUAAGUGAAUAAGUGGCAAACAUUUGAGAUUCUAUAAGAUAGUAGCACGAAAAUCACAGCACGAAAUAAACACAAAAAUAUUUUCAAGUGUCGAGUAGCAUUUUCAUCCUGUCGAUGUUUAAAUUAUUUGCAUUACUUAACUAAUUGUAUUUUUUCGAAAAGUAAAGAUAGGUGAUUAUGCUACAUAUAGACUGACAAAUAUUUUUUGUAAAAUAAGGAUUUGUGAUUACCUCAAAAUUAUAAUUAUAAAACCUGUUUCUUAAUCAAAGAUCCAAAAAUAUUACUGGAUUUUAAUUUAUUUACUUUAUACUGAAUCGAUUUUUCGC